GGGGACAAGUCCACCUCCUGUAAGAAUGGGCAGCAGCCUCUCAUUCGCGUCCGGAGCGCACGAGCAGUCGGGCAUGGACCAACAAUCUCCAAGACAGAACUGAUGAAUCAGUAAGAACCAAAAGUCGUCCUUAUCACCCUCCUCUUCCCCAGAGUUCUCCUCCCCAGCAUCACAUCAUCAUCAUCAUCAUUGCCAGUGCCGACUCGAGCGCCGGCCACCCGUCCCGCCUUUCUUCCGGCACCGCGCGCGCAUCAGCGUCCGUCAUGAACGUGCAGGUGGUGCCCGAGCACAAGCUGGCGUCAGUGGCCCCGCUCAAGCCGUACGCCGUGGAGAAGAAGGACGUGGAGCUCAUCCUGGUCAAAGAGCGCAACGGCUUGCAGUACACGAGCUCCCGCACGCGCACGUGCACCGAGGUGCCGGAACGCGAGACGUGGGGCAAGAAACUGGACUUCCUGCUCUCCGUCAUCGGCUUCGCCGUGGACCUGGCCAACGUGUGGAGGUUCCCUUACCUGUGCUACAAAAACGGCGGAGGAGCCUUUCUGAUCCCGUAUACCAUGUUCCUGUUUAUUGCGGGAAUGCCGCUGUUUUACAUGGAGCUGGCUUUGGGUCAGUAUAACAGAGAGGGGGCGGCCACUGUGUGGAAGAUCUGCCCUAUUUUCAAAGGUGUUGGUUAUACUGUGAUCAUCAUAGCUUUGUAUGUGGGCUUCUACUACAACGUCAUUAUAGCCUGGUCUCUGUACUACCUGUUCUCUUCAUUCACGAGUGAGCUGCCCUGGCAGCACUGCAACAACACAUGGAACAGCCAAAUGUGCAAAGACCCCAAGCUCAUCACUGGCUCCAUGCUCCUGAACAAUGCCACCUAUGCCAAGUACAAGCGAACACCUGCUGCUGAGUUCUAUGAACGAGAAGUAUUACGCAUCCAUGAGAGUCAAGGAAUCCAUGAUCUGAAGGAACCUCGUUGGGAGCUGUCUCUUUGCCUUGUGGUGGUCAUUUUUAUUCUCUACUUCAGCCUGUGGAAGGGCGUAAAAUCUUCUGGAAAGGUGGUGUAUAUCACUGCCACAAUGCCCUAUAUUGUACUUUUCGUGCUGCUGAUUCGAGGCAUCACACUACCUGGUGCUAUGAAUGGAAUCCGUGCGUACCUCUACAUUGACCUCAAUAAGCUCAACAAUCCUCAAGUUUGGAUUGAAGCUGCCACUCAGAUUUUCUACUCUCUGGGGGCAGGUUUCGGUGUGCUUAUAGCCUUUGCCAGCUACAAUAAAUUUGACAACAACUGCUAUAGGGAUGCCCUCCUGACCAGCACCAUAAACUGCAUCACCAGUUUCUUCUCAGGGUUUGCCAUCUUCUCAGUGUUGGGUUACAUGGCUCAUGAGCAUGGCGUCAGCAUUAAGGAAGUGGCCACAGACGGGCCUGGGCUUGUGUUUAUUAUCUACCCAGAGGCCAUUUCCACUCUCCCUGGAUCCACUUUUUUUGCCAUAUUCUUCUUCAUCAUGCUUCUAACCCUAGGCAUUGACAGCGCUAUGGGUGGCAUGGAAGCAGUCAUCACUGGACUUACAGACGACUUCAAGAUUCUUAAGAGAAACAGGAAAUUGUUCACCUUCAUCACUGCAUUUGGGACCUUCCUGGUUGCCUUACUGUGCAUUACAAAAGGAGGGAUCUAUGUCUUUACCCUGUUGGACCACUAUGCUGCAGGGACAUCUAUUCUGUUUGCGGUUCUUGUGGAGGCCAUAGGAGUGUCCUGGUUCUAUGGGGUGGACAGAUUUAGUGAAGACAUUGAACAAAUGAUGGGCUUCAAGCCAGGACUCUACUGGAGGCUUUGCUGGAAGUUUGUCAGUCCUGUUUUUCUGCUGGUUGUGGUGAUUGCCAGCAUAGUCACGGGCAACAAUAUGGAGUAUGAAGGCUAUGUCUUUCCAGGCUGGGCUACAUUGGUGGGCUGGGGCAUCGCCCUUUCCUCUAUGAUGUUUGUUCCACUAUAUGCUAUCUACAAAUUCCUCAGUGUGCCAGGCACCUUUAAGCAGAGAAUAGCAUACUGUAUUACACCAGAGCAUGAACAUCACUUGGUGGCAGAGGGGAAUGUCAGGCAGUUCAAGCUCAAACACUGGCUUGCCAUCUGAUGUGACUACUGGUGCUGGAAUGCCAUCAAAAAUCCUAGGUGGCUGAUGUGCCAUGUGUGGACCCAGAAAGUAAUGUGCCUCCAGUGAUGAAGACAAAGAAAAGCGAUGACUGUCUCAACAAUGUACCCUAUUGUCUGCACAACUCUGCUUCUGUCCUGUGGGUCUCAUUAGUGGAGAAAAAAGUCUGUAUUUUGCUUUUUUUUAUGGUAAUGAUUUUUAAUACAUUACACCACUAAAACCUCAAUUUAUAUUUUAUUUAUGACCUUUUAAAUGAAUUGUAUCAAUUAUUUUUUUAUACUUAACCUCAACCUGCAGAACAUUUAGUGUUUCCAAAGUACAUCAUCACGUCAUUGUUUUUAUGUCUGUAUAUGUGUGUGUGUGUGUGUGUGUGUGUGUGUGUGUGUGUGUGUGUAUGAGCAUGUGUUUAUGACGGCAGAACAGUGCCCUCAAAAAAAAUGGUAUGCUUAAAUGGAAUAAGAAUCCCAUACACAUUUUUUUGUGUCCUCUAGUGUAUUGCAAGUGUAUCUUGACACAAUUUUUGCUUUGUGGACACCUGCCACUGUGUCAGUGCCUUAUAAUUAAUCUACUGCUCCCUUAAUCUGUGUAAUAAGGCAAAUCUUUAAAAUUAUUAGAACACGUGGUCAAGGAUUAAGUAGAUUUUCUAAAAAAAUAUACCAGACACAAUUUUCAUUAUUAUCUAUUAAAUAAUUAUAGUAAUAUGACAAAAUUUAAGUUAUACUAUAUAAUAAAGGAACAUUAUCCUUCAAGUUGCACUAUGCCAAAAAGAUUUUUUCAAGCUUAAAAUUGUUUAUUUUUAAUAUUGUUCUAAAGCUCAUGCUCAAUAUCAUCAACAAAUGUAGGGCUUUUCUAGUCACUGAUAGAUUAAUCUUAAUAUUACAUGUAUCAAAGUUGUUUUGGCCUAAUUAAAGCCUAUUAAAGACUGGGAGAUUUAAGAGUAAAGACUAUCAAAAUAUCCUGCCUAACAAAAUAUAGAUAAUUUAGGUUAGGUUUUAUAAGCAAUUGUUUUUUAGACAGACAAAAAAGAGACCUAAACUGUUGUUUUGUGCUUGAGAAGAUUACACAAUGAAGUAGUAGCUCAGUGGCUAAAAAGUUGGACUACUGAAGGUUCAAAUUAAAGCACCUUCGAGCUGCAACUGCUGACCCCUUGAGCAAGGCCUAUAACAAUCAACUGCUUAGUUGUAUAAAUGAGAUAAAGUUAAGUCGCUCUGGAUGAAGGUGUCAGACAGAUGCCAUAAAUGUUCUAGUACAUCGAGUUAUUUCAUGUGUUAGACACAUACAACUGUCUUGCCCAUAUCAUAAUCUCUCCCUGAUGAUGGUGUGUGUGUGUGUGUGUGUGUGUGUGUGUGUGUGUGUGUGUGUGUGUGUGUGUGUGUGUGUGUCUGUGUCUGUGUGUGUGUGUGUGUUUUGGGGUUACUAAUAUGUUGAGAAUUUCUCUCAGGUCAAAUUUGUGUUGCAUCCCUAGUUUAAUAGAAAAAACGCAUACACCAUUACAAGUCACUUGAAGGAAACAAAAAGUGUUGUAAGUGCCAAAAUUCUUCUCAUAUUUUCUAUAUUUAUUAUUGGAAAUACAUUCAUGUAUGUGUAUGUAUAUAUAUAUAUAUAUAUAUAUAUAUAUAUAUAUAUAUAUAUAUAUAUAUAUAUAUACACACACGUUACACUGUAAACAUGGUAACUGGUUGGGAUCAAGCCACGGUGUGGUGUCUAGAUAUAUUAAAUAAUAAUUAUAUUCCUAUAUAUUAAAUAUAUUCUUUUGUUAUAUAUCUAAUCUUGUAUUUAUCAGAUUCUUUAUAAUGAUACGUGAAUGUAUUUUAAAUGUAGGCUGUCCACUGUAAUAUUAUGUGUUUGAUGUAAGUAAAGGUAAAACUGUUAAA
Silurus meridionalis is the source of this 4003-nucleotide messenger RNA. It is a transcript of the gene slc6a2, whose product is annotated as solute carrier family 6 member 2. The transcript has 15 exons. The record is from RefSeq and is a predicted model, not a curated record. The coding region runs from base 264 to 2111 and encodes 615 amino acids. Gene Ontology annotation, molecular function: norepinephrine:sodium symporter activity; dopamine:sodium symporter activity. NCBI's taxonomy places the organism in Eukaryota, Metazoa, Chordata, Actinopteri, Siluriformes, Siluridae. Gene Ontology annotation, cellular component: neuronal cell body membrane; presynaptic membrane; neuron projection. Gene Ontology annotation, biological process: sodium ion transmembrane transport; dopamine uptake involved in synaptic transmission.